Zingiber officinale is the source of this 2043-nucleotide messenger RNA. Its product is annotated as coiled-coil domain-containing protein SCD2-like. The transcript has 17 exons. The coding region runs from base 136 to 1821 and encodes 561 amino acids. NCBI's taxonomy places the organism in Eukaryota, Viridiplantae, Streptophyta, Magnoliopsida, Zingiberales, Zingiberaceae. Gene Ontology annotation, biological process: cytokinesis by cell plate formation. The record is from RefSeq and is a predicted model, not a curated record.
ACUCACCGACGGUAGCCGCAUCCACUACAGCGCAAACAUCGCCCUCCUUCCGCGCUUCGAGUGCUUCGCUGCCGCGCUACAUUUCCCCAUGCUCGAGCCCUCUCCGCUUCCGCGGCGGUGGGAGAAGGCGGCUCGAUGAACCGGGAGGUGGCGAUGGAGCGCCUGCGCGCGGGGAGCCCCGUGUACGGACGGCCGCCGAGCGGGGUGCCGAACAACGCCGCCGCCUCGUCUCCGGGGAUGCCCCCCGCGCACCGCCGCUCGCCCUCGGCAUCGGGCUUCUCCGCCGUGAGGCGGACGCAGAACGUCGCGGCGAGGGCAGCCGCCGCGCGCCUCGCGCAGGUCAUGGCCUCGCAGAGCGCAGCCGCCGAGGAGGAAGAGGACGAGGAGCUGGAGGAUGAGAUCCCGUCCGCUGGGGGAAUGGGGUUCCGGUACGGCGCCUCCCGACCGGCGGAAGGUAGCAAUGAGAGCGCGCCCGCCGGCGGGACUUCCUUAUUGGCGAGGGCGAAUAGAUCUCCUUCGCCCGCGGUAAUUUCCAGAAUGCCAAGUCAGAACUUUGCAGAUCAUACUCCUUCAGUCCGUGCAUCUACAGCUGGAAGACCAUCAAUUUCUGUUCAUCCAGUGCCCUUGGUGCCUCCUAGUAAAACAACCUUUGCGACCCAAACACCUAUUCCACCAACUGAACCUCCUGUAGACACGUGCAGCGAGAAAAGAUUUCCAUCAGAUAUGAAACAUUUGAACCCGAGGGGAACAGGAAUUCAUCGACAAGCUUCUUCACUUCAGGAUGAGUUAGAUAUGCUCCAAGAAGAAAAUGAGAAUAUUAUUGAGAAGUUGCGACUUGUUGAAGAGAGACGUGAGGAAGCUGAGGCCCGGGCAAAAGAGCUUGAGAAGCAGGUUGCUGCCCUUGGAGAAGGUGUAUCUUUGGAAGCACGAUUGUUGAACAGAAAGGAAGCAGCACUCCAGCAAAGAGAGGCUGUACUCGAAGCUAUCAGGAAAAAUAAAGAUGGGAAAAAUGAAGAAAUAGCAGCAAUGAGGAAAGAAGUAGAGUCUGCUAAGGAAGAAGUUGUCAUCGCAAAAGAACAGCUCAGGAAAGCUGAGUUAGAAGCAAAGUCUCUUCAGUUAAUGACACAAAGGGUGAUUUUAUCCCAGGAGGAGAUGGAACAAGUUGUCUUGAAGAGAUGUUGGCUUGCUCGCUAUUGGGGCUUAGCAGUUUAUUAUGGAUUCUACCCGGAGAUUGCUGUUUCAAAAUAUGAGUAUUGGUCUUCAUUAGCGCCACUUCCUCUUGAGGUUGUUAUUUCUGCUGGUCAAAAGUCCAUGGAAGAAUCAUAUAACCAAGGUAUCCAUGAAUCUGAACGAAGUAAGCUUGUACGUGAUGCAAAUGAUAUUACUGGGGAAGGCAACAUAGAGAGCAUGCUUUCAGUUGAAAAGGGCCUAUUGGAACUAACAUCUUUGAAGGUUGAGGAUGCUGUUGUCCUUGCAUUAUCUCAACACCAACGACCAAAUUUUGUUCGUCAAUUUUUGUCAGAUUUUAAAGCACCUGGAGAACCAAAGUAUAUGGAGUCAUUUGAACUGAGCCAAGAGGAGAUAGAAGAUGUCACUUUCAAGCAGGCAUGGUUGAUAUAUUUCUGGAGAAGAGCCAAAGACCAUGGUAUAGAAGAAGAUAUUGCUGAUGAGCGGCUACAAUUUUGGCAUGGUCGAAUUAGACAAUCUCCUAUUUCUCAUGAUUUUAUUGAUGUUGAGAGAGGCUUGACAGAACUCAACAAGCUGGGCAUCGAACAGCAAUUAUGGGAAGCAUCGAGAAAAGAAAUAGAGCAGGAGCCUUGAACCAAGCAGCAUAAACAAAUGCAAGCCGAUGUGAUAAAUAGAAUGCAAUUUGCAUAUCGUUCAGUGCACACGGGCAAUGUUUUAUUUUGGCGCAAACAUGGUUAGUCCUGUCAUUCACGAUUUCACGCGGAUGCUAUGCUUUAUGAUUUUAUAUUUUCCAUUAACGAUUGGAUAGUAGAUAUUAAAUGGAUCAUUUCAAAUCAAAUAACAUUAGUUUAGUCA